Danio aesculapii is the source of this 3418-nucleotide messenger RNA. It is a transcript of the gene map3k19, whose product is annotated as mitogen-activated protein kinase kinase kinase 19. The coding region runs from base 1 to 3168 and encodes 1055 amino acids. The record is from RefSeq and is a predicted model, not a curated record. Gene Ontology annotation, molecular function: protein kinase activity; ATP binding. Lineage: Eukaryota; Metazoa; Chordata; Actinopteri; Cypriniformes; Danionidae. Gene Ontology annotation, biological process: protein phosphorylation. The transcript is spliced from 9 exons.
AUGUGUCUGGAUGUGUCUUAUUAUCCUGCUGUACCACACUGCUGUUCUCCUUCACCUGGCUUCUGCACACCAGUUUCAGAUGAGAUGAAGAGAGAAUCCGCUGAUAUUACUAUUGCAGAAAUGAGCCACACAGACAUCUGUGAAGAUAACAGGAUCUGCUUGGACGAUUAUAUGGAGCCAAAGAUAGACAUCAGACAAGAUGGGAGAGACGAGAGGAAACGAAGCAGUCGGACUUCAUCUUUACCCAGCCUAUGGAAUGGGAAAAAAGACUGGGGUAAAACAAGGCACCUGCAUCCAUUGCUUACCUUGAGUUCCUCAUCAAUACCAGCUCUUCCUGCUGCUCCUGUUAACCAGCUCAGUAAGUCUGCACCGGUCCUGAUGAACCCUCUUCUAUGCGCAAGUGGGCUGCUGCAGGCACGGGCUAACAUUCAGAACAGGCUUAGAGGUGUUGAAAUUGGGGAAGAUGAAAGACAAAAGAUGUUGCCGACUCCAUUUUCUAGGACACCUAAACAUAUUGCUCCACUGGACAGCAGAUAUACGGACAACUCUGCACACUCAAGUUUUGAGCACCCACUGCUCUUUAAACAAAGUAGCAUUUUUCCUGUUUUAUCACAUUCCAGACGAAGACUAGCAAAAAUCUCCAGGCAGUCUUCCAGAAGAUCCAGAGGCACUAGAGCAGGCAGUGAAGAAAGCAACUCCUGCAGCAGUAGCAGCCAAGAAGAGGAUGAGGCUUUGCCUCAAGUUACACAGAAGAGGCAUGUAGGCUUAGAGAAGUCAAUGAAUUUUGAAUUGGAAAACUGUUUGGAUUAUCAGGAUUUAGUCAGUUCUGUAAUUAACAUUAGUGUUUCAGACAAAAUUAAAGGCUGUAUUAAAUCACCCAUUGCUACAGAGUUUGGAGCUAAAAUAAAACGCAAGUCUUCCAAAACACCUGAAAAGGAUCUUCAGGAAAAGUCUCCACCUGUGGACUGCUGCCAUGCGUCUGAAGGACCAAGAAAUAUAGUCAGAGAAUUACAACCUACAGCAAGAAGAUCCCAUUUUAUUGCAGGUGAGAAAAAUGUAUCCAAUCUGAAUGUGAACACGGAAGAAAAAAGCACACAUGACAAGAACAAACCAGUUAAGAUGGUUAAAAGAAAUGAGAGAAAAGGCAAAACAUCGAUUCAGACAAAUCAGUCAUUCAAUGUGCUUGCACACAGAAAUCAAAGUACUGGGAAAAUCUCAUCCAAAAGGAUAAAUUCACCAACUCAGCAAAAAGUGCAACUCAGAGGAAAUAAAGCUACAAGCCCUGCUAUUGGAGAAACUACAAACAAAUACGGAACUUGUAAAAAAAUUGCAGAUGAAGGCCCCACACCAAGAAGAGUCUCUGAACAUUUUCAGCAUGUGGUGUCAACUGAUCAAAAACAACUUCACAGAGACCUUAAAAGUGCAAGAGCCCCCAAAAAGGCAGUAACAGGACCAGCACAGCGAGCAAGAUCUGCUGUGGAUUAUGCCACCUACAAUGACAUGUUUCUGAAAAUCGGUCAGGGAGAUGAAGGUCCAGCAAUCUAUGAAAUGUUUGCAACUCCACUGUAUGAAAAUCUUAGAGCAGACAGCUCUUCAGAGAGAAAAAGACAGAUCCAUACACCACUUCAAGUUAAAAGACAGAUCAGUGGAAAAUUGAAGGGCCAAAAAACAGUGGAUGUUAACAGAAGGAAAAAAACAGCAGAGAGAUCCAGUAGAGUUAAAUGCAGGCAACUCAAACAGAGAGAAAAUGCUAACAAAGUGACUAAGAAACACCCACCUCCUUCAGAGAGUAAGUGCCAUGUCUUCGUAACUUCUGCUUCUGAAACUAGCCAGCGGAAGAAAUUUGAAAUGCCUGAGGGUGAAGGAAAGGACAUUUCAAGUGUAAAAAGGCAAUGUACUUCUAUACUGUCAGUGAUUGAAGAAGUACUUUCCAACACAGCAUCCAAAACAAAUAUCAUAAGGGACAUAAUACAUCAAGAACAGACUCCACUGAAUGCAGAUGCCAAAAAGGAGCCUGAAGUAUUGUGUGUGACCAGAUUACCAGCACAGCCAUUGAUCAAUACCUGGACAAGUGAUGGAACAGCAUCACCUGUGUACCAAAGGUUUCUAGAGGGAGUCGGUGAUGGACCUCUUACUGAUGACCUGCUGCGGUCUUUGGCAGAGGAACUGCUCUUACUUGAGAGAAGAGAUAUUGAAACUCUGAAGACUGAAAAGGAAGAUGGCACAGAGUUUAAUUGUGACUUGCCUUCAAAAUUCAAGAUUCUUCUGAAUGAGGGUGUUUCAUCAGGCAAACUACAUUACACUUUUGGAUCUUGUUCAGGUGAUGCCAUCACAUGGACAAAAGGAGAAGUUCUGGGUAAAGGAGCUUACGGAACAGUGUAUUGUGGGUUAACCAGUCAAGGUCAGCUGAUUGCAGUUAAACAGGUGGCACUGGAUGCUACAACUCCAGAGAUAGCAGAAAAAGAGUAUGAUCGCCUAGAGAGAGAGGUUGAUCUCCUGAAGAACCUUAAACACACCAACAUUGUUGGUUUUUUGGGCACAGCUCUGUGUGAAAAUAUUGUAAGCAUCUUCAUGGAGUAUAUUCCAGGUGGCUCCAUCUCAAAUAUCCUAAGCCAGUUUGGUCCCUUACCAGAGAAGGUGUUUGUUCUGUACAGCCAACAGAUUUUGGAAGGCGUUGCCUACCUACAUGCCAACAGGGUAAUCCAUAGAGACCUGAAGGGGAACAACAUCAUGCUUAUGCCCACUGGAGUGGUCAAGCUAAUUGACUUUGGUUGUGCUCGACGUCUUAGCUGUCUUCAAACCUCAACUGGAAGUAAGGGCGAUCUUUUGAAAUCUGUCCAUGGUACCCCAUACUGGAUGGCACCAGAGGUUAUAAAUGAGACUGGUCAUGGACGAAAAUCUGACAUCUGGAGCAUUGGCUGCACUGUCUUUGAAAUGGCCACAGGAAAGCCACCACUCGCACACAUGAAUAAAAUGGCAGCUCUUUUUUACAUUGGGGCUCGAAGGGGGUUAAUGCCUUCUCUGUCUGAUGACUUUUCUACAGAUGCAAAGGACUUUGUCCAGGCUUGCUUAACCAGAGAUCAAAGACAACGACCUUCAGCAGAGGAACUGUUAAGACAUCCAUUCAUUUUUCAUCACAGCAAAGCCUGCUAUAGGACAAUAAACUAAAAACUCUUAAUUUACCAAUCAAAAUGUCAAGCAAAGUCACAUUGUGACCCAACAUAUAUUGACGUGGACAAGUUUAUAAUUUACAAAAACACAUGAAGUUCUGUAAAUAGUCAUUUGAUAAAUGUGCCAAUAGGUUCUUAACACAAUAAAUGAUCACAUACACAAAGACUGAGGUUAAGGUAGUGGAAACCAUGGAAUUUAUUUUUUUAAAUCUAAAUAAAAUUUGGAAAAUACCAAAAAAAAAAAAAAA